Bicyclus anynana (squinting bush brown) is the source of this 2331-nucleotide messenger RNA. It is a transcript of the gene Scp1, whose product is annotated as sarcoplasmic calcium-binding protein, alpha chain. The record is from RefSeq and is a predicted model, not a curated record. Gene Ontology annotation, molecular function: calcium ion binding. Lineage: Eukaryota; Metazoa; Arthropoda; Insecta; Lepidoptera; Nymphalidae. Bases 153 to 740 code for a protein of 195 amino acids. The transcript has 4 exons.
UUUCAAUAUUGUCUUGACCGGACCAACGCCAGUCAUAGACCGACUGCCGACCGGCACCACGACACUCGCCCGAGUGGCCUGGAGAGUUAACUCGCGCGAGUACUUGACUGAAAACAAAGUGCCACGAGUAUUAAAGUGUGGGAACUUGAAUAAUGGCGUAUUCGUGGGACAACCGAGUAGCUUUCGUGGUGCGGUACCUCUAUGAUAUCGACAACAAUGGCUACCUAGACGCCCACGACUUCCACUGCCUCGCCCUCCGCACGUGCGUGCUGGAAGGCAAGGGUGAUUGCAGCGCCGCCCGCCUGCAGAAGUACCAGCACAUCAUGCUCAGUCUAUGGGAGGAGAUCGCGCAGUUAGCGGACUUCGACAAGGUGCCAGACUAUGAUGGAGUUGUAACUAUCGACGAAUUUAAAAACGCAAUCCAACACAGCUGUAUAGGGCGAAAAUACGAUGACUUUCCGCAGGCUUUGAAGGCUUUUAUCGAGACAAACUUCCGGAUGAUUGAUAUAAAUGAUGACGGAGUCAUGGGUGUUGAAGAAUUCAGAUAUGACUGUGUGCAGAGAAUGGUGCUCGAGGACAUCAAAGUUAUAGAUGACGCUUACAACUCUUUGUUAAAUGAUGACGACAGAAGAAAAGGUGGUCUAACGCUGUCGAGGUACCAGGAGCUGUUCGCGCAGUUCCUCAGCGACCAGAGCGAAGCCUGCCCCGCCAAGAUGCUGUUCGGCCCGCUAGAAUUAUAAGUUACGUUACACCUCGCCCACAGACUAAAAGAAAAGAUAGAUAGAUAGACACAAAUCUUCCUCUUCUUCUUUCUCCUCUAUUUUCCAAUCAAUAUGCGCCUCAUGGAUUGCUGAUACGCGUCUUCAGAGAGUCCCAAUUCAUUCAAAACCGCAUUACACGGGCUUUUUAAAUAAAUCGCUGAUAUGCGUAUUCUUCAGAGUACCUAGACUGGUCUGACGACUGUCCAAAAGGACUUAAUAAAUAUCCUCAGUCAAGUAGCCCAGAGGCCCUAGCCCUCUUAAUCGGCGAAGGAAAAACUUUCGUCGACAAAAACGAAGUCUCGGAUUUAUUACAGCACUUUUACGUGGGCUUCAAUAAUUAUGACGGCGUCCUGACUGAUCUCACAGUCGUCCAGUCUUUACACUGUCAUAAAAAUGUACAGGGACAGAUAGUAAAUAUUUUUAAAUUAAUGAUGAUUUAUAGGUAUCUGAUAAUUUAUUAGCUACUAUCUUCUAUGUUACCAGACUUUAAUCUUAUAAAGCACCAGUUUAUAUAAAAAAGUUAAGUGUUAAGAUAAGUGUAAAUUAGUGGAAUAUUAUGUUUUAAAAAGUCAAUCUAUCUUUUUCUUCUAGUCUGUACCUAACUCUAAUAUUAGAGUCUAGUCAUACUCAUUGUACUGAAAUACUUUAUUAAUCUUGGUACCUUUAUUUUUACUUAUCUAUUUAUUUUAAAUUAAGAAAUGGUGUUCGUAUUUUAAUAAUAAUAAAUAUUAUGAUCUUUUCUAUAAGCAAAAAGAAACCCAAAAAUAUUUUCGUCACGACAUUAAAUUAGAUUAAUUAGAUUAUCAGGAAUUGUUAACUUUGACAAUUCAUUUAUUGGGUAAAUCCCAAAAAAUAACUGUUAAAGUUAACAAAUCAUGACUUUAAAAAUAUUAUCACGAUUAUCGAAUUUUUGGAUUCCGGCCCUCUACAUUUGGGAUAAAAAAACUUCAACUUAUCUGAGAAAAAGGAUUUCGAAUAAUAAUAUCCUCUGAGAGAGGAAAUGGGAAUUCUGUCUAUUUUUUAUCUUAUCUUUGAAACAUUUAAGGACUUUGCAGUCUGAUAAAUAGUAUUCAAAAUAGACAGAAUUGCCAUAUAAAUCUACAAAUCCCAUGUUUGUGUGCCUUGUUUUUAUGUUAUUUAAAUCGGAAGUAUUCCGUGUGAGAAUAGAUCACUCAAAAUGUACGCAAAUGUAUUAAUUAAAUACAAUAUAAUAAAAUAAGUACGUAGUUUAUACGUCUGAUGACACACUAAGUCAAUUGAAUUUAGACGCUGUAAUAUUAUAGAAAUACCUGACCUAUAAACGUUCCGGAAAUCGGUGAUAUUUCGCUAUUUAUAAAUUUACACCUCAUAGAAAGUACCCGCUAAAAAUACCGAAUUCUCCGCAUCAACACGAUGCGUUCGAAAAUAGAACAUAAUAUAACAAAGAUGCGUUCACAAACGCUGUGAUAUUUCAGGUAAGUAUAAUAAUUUAAAAAUAAAUAAUCAAUAGACAGAGGUGUUAUAAUUAUAUACUAAAAUAAGUUGUUCAUUAUGUUACCACAAAUUUCUAAACAUGUUUUUGGAGUACUCC